Trametes versicolor FP-101664 SS1 is the source of this 4174-nucleotide messenger RNA. RefSeq names its product SAPS-domain-containing protein. The transcript is spliced from 18 exons. Gene Ontology annotation, molecular function: protein phosphatase regulator activity; protein phosphatase binding. Lineage: Eukaryota; Fungi; Basidiomycota; Agaricomycetes; Polyporales; Polyporaceae. Gene Ontology annotation, cellular component: nucleus; cytosol. Bases 91 to 3129 code for a protein of 1012 amino acids. The record is from RefSeq and is a predicted model, not a curated record.
CCUGCCCUCCCGUCCACCUGCCCCGCUUCUCUGCCCACCACGCGCUGCGGCACUCAGGCCUGAAUCAGACACGACCACAGACGAUCCUGCAUGUUUUGGAGAUUUGGCUUCCAUAAUGCAACGGCAAUCGACAACCUCCUGGACAAGGAGGACGUCUCGUUAGAAGCGAUCCUCGAUGAUGACGAUCUGCUCCAGGAGUGCAAGGCCCAGAACACGAGGCUUAUCGACUAUUUCUCCCGCGUCGACGUCCUCCAACGCCUGCUGGGUUACGUGACCGGCCAGAUAGAGAGUGACGAGCGGGGCAGCUUCAAGUACCCCUACGUCGCAACCGAGGUCUUGUGCAGCGAAAUAUGGUCAAUAGUGGACACCUGCGUCGGCCACCGCGACCAGCUGCUCGUGCCGUUCUGGGAGACCGUGCUCGACAAGUCGCCCGAGGAGAUGAAGAGCCGGGUGGUGAUGGCGACCCAAUUUGCGAAGGUGAACGUCGCGUUCCUGAGCAAAAAGCCCGCAGAGAUGCUCGCAUUCAUCCAAGCGCAACCGGACAUCGCGGAGCGCAUCCUACAGCAUAUAGAGUCGCCCCCCUUCGCCGACCUCCUCGUCCGCAUCGUUCAGCUUGACGAGCACCCUGCCGGCGCUGGGGUUCUUGACUGGCUGUCAAAGGAGAACCUCAUGUCCCGCCUCAUCGACCUCCUGUCUCCCGCCCAAAGCAGCGACAUGCAUACAGUCGUUGCAGAACUCAUCAAGGGCAUCAUCGCGAUGGCGGCUCCCUCUCCUGCUGCGGGCAUCUCUGACGGUCUGAACCAUCUGCCCGCAUCAAAUAUCUUUGCGCGCGAGCUGGCGCACCGCGACAACGUGACGAAACUAGUCAGCUAUAUCCUGUGCGACUUUGGCCCUGGGAGCCCUGGGGAACCAACAAUGGUACAAGAGAGGACGUCCGACUCUGCUCUGCAGCCCUUGUCCCCCGAGUCUGCCGCAUCGUCGGUUGUGCAGUCGAUAUGCAUCAUUAUCGAGCUUAUACGACAGAACAACUCGGACUACUUCGAGCCGUACCUGUUCCACACACUGCGGAAUCGUCUUAUCCAGGUGCAACAGCAGUUGCAGAUGAACCCCGAGGGCGGUCGUGAAACCUUGGAGGCGGCCAUGAAGGAGAUGGUCAACCGCAUGGGCGUCGUGCAUCUCGGGCCGGUUCUGGACCUCAUGUGCGAGCAUCUGGCCAGACUCCAGCAUUUCCUGAAGCAGCCACGUUCGCUGGAUGGGCCCGUUCUGACUACCGUCGGUUCGCUACCACCUCUAACAUUCGAACGGUAUCGAAUAUGCGAGCUUUAUGCCGAGCUGCUUCAUUGCUCAAAUAUGUCGCUGCUAAAUCGCGCCCCCGAAUUCGACCAUCUGUACGACGCAGAGGGCAGGUUACAAGGCGGUCUGUCCGCAUUGGAAGAAUUGGCGCAAGUCAUCGCCAUAGGGAACGGGAGCGGGGACAAUGACGGGAUGGACGAUGACGAGACCGAUGAGGUCGAGUCCGCGCACGAGUUCCCCGUCUCGCAUGCGCCGUCCUCGAACCUCACCGAUUCAGAUGACGACAUGAGCGGCGACGAGCCGGGAAGCUCGGACGACGACGCUAUGGAGGAGAUCGCCAUGUACGACUCGCCUGUGCCAGAAACAAGUCCCGCGCCGUCCGAGCCACCAUCAUCCGUGGCGGACUCCCCUGCGGCGUCCCCGUCGGCGUCCGCCCCCUCGCCAUCCACCUCCCCCUCCGACAUCGCCGCGUUCCCCCAGCCACACCACCGACAGAACUCGUGGAGCUCCGACACCGAGGGACCGGUGUCAAGGCCCCGUUCGGCUAGCUCGCGCCGUAGUACGCGACGAUCCACACGGGACACACUGGCUGGGCGCCCAGUACUUGGCGAGCGACUCAAGCAGCGGUUCCUGGAAGCUAACGUCGUCUCGACAUUGCUUGAUCUGUUCUACGACUUCCCAUGGAACAACUUCCUGCAUAGCGUGGUCUAUGAUUUCAUCCACCAGAUUCUCACUGGGAGGGUAGACGGCGGCUACAAUAGGGAGCUUACUGUAGCCCUGUUCCGCGACGCGAGGCUCAUGCAUCGGAUUAUCGAGGGGUCAAUACGGAACGAUAUCGAGAGCUCGAAACCUAAAGGCGUCCGCCUCGGCUACAUGGGACACCUUACCCUCAUUUCUGAGGACGUCAUCAACGCGCUCGAGCACCUCCCACCGGAUCUGCGCCUCCAGAUCGCCCAGUACGCGCCACAGCCAGAGUGGGACGAGUAUGUCACCGGCCGCUACAAGGAGACCAAGAAGAAGGAUAUGAUCCUACUCGGCGGCGGCAAGCCUGUGAUCGCGCCGUCGAUGCGAAAUGCAGGCGCGGCACAAUGGAAGGUCGAUGAGGCGGACACCAUUGGUGCGUCUGGGUCCGGCCGUGACGAACAGCGGCCGCCCCCAACGGAGAUGAAAGGCGAAUUCCGUCGAAUGGGGCGCGCGACGCGCGAGGGCAGUGCGGACUUCGGCGCGAUGCCGAUGGACGAGGAGGAUGAGGAGUUCAGCUCCGCGCCACCGAGGUUUGCAAAUUAUCUGGUGCAGGAGAUGCAGUCCUCCGAUCACCUGGGUUCUUCAGACGAGGCGUCCGACGAGGAAGAUGAGGGCGGGUGGCUGGCGCAGUCGACUUUCGAGCUGCGUCCUCCUCCUGUAACUGCACGCGCACAUGACAAUGGACGGAGGCCGUUGAGUUCCACAGGGUUUGAGGAUUCCUUUGCACCUGCCGGCUCCUCACAUUUUACAUCACACCAGGACCCUUUUGAGGAUGACGCCUUCGGACCUUUCUCUGAUACGGCGGCAGCGAGUGGCUCAGAUCCGUUCAACUUCCCGUCCACCGCCACUGCAACCGCCGUCACGGAAGAGUUCAUGGAAGACAGCUCCUUCGAGUCGUUCGGAGAUUUCGGAGACUUCCAGAGCGCGGGCUCCGGGUCCUUCGAGGCCGAAGGGACGCUCACGCCUACCGGUGCGGAUAGCUGGAGCUUCACGAGCGCGUCGAGCACGGGCUCCUUCGACGACAACUUCGCGGACCGACGAGCGCCCGACGCGGGCACCGCAGGCCGCGAGCACGACGAACGGACUGCGUAGACACACAUACAACGCACAUGUACGCUUCGCCCACGACCAGUGUUGUAUAGCCAGUGUCAGUGCUGUGGUUUAGAUCGCUGUCUCCCGCACAAUGCCUGUCCCUAGUACCAGUAGUGUAUUGAUGUCCACCAAACACAUUUAGACGUUUACGUCUGCGUCUUACUCGGGCUUGUAGUGGUACCCGGCCUCGCGCUGGACGGCGUUGAAGUCGAGCGUGGCGAGCUGCUUCCCGGUGCUAUUCUUGAGCGUGCACUCGACCUUGUCUCCGGGGACGAUGGGACCAACGCCCGACGGCGUGCCGGUGAGGAUCAGGUCGCCCUCCUCUAGCGUCAUGAUGGUUGAGAUGUGGUGGAUGAGGCGGGGGAUCGGGAAGAUCAUGUCCUUGGUGUUCCCGUCCUGCUUGGUCGCGCCGUUCACCUUGAGCGUGAGCGCGAGGUUGGCGGAAUCGGCGACCUGCUCCUUGGGAAUGUAGGAGCUAAUGGGAGUGAAGGUGUCAAAGCCCUUCGCAACGGUCCAGGGCAGCCGCUUCGACUUGACCUCCUCCUGGAGGUUACGUGCGGUCAUGUCCACGGCAAGGGCAUAUCCAGCAACGUAGGACUCGGCCUCGCUCUCGGGAAUUUCACGGCCGCGCUUGCCGACGACGACGCCGAGCUCAACUUCGUAGUGAGCAACGACCCCCUUGGGGAUCUCCAUGUUUCCGCCCGACGGGAGGUAGCUCGUCGUGGGCUUCAGGAAAAUGAUGGGCUCCUUCGGGACCGCAUUGUUCAGCUCCUUCGCGUGCUCGCUGUAGUUGCGGCCAAUGGCCACGAUCUUCUUGCCUUGCUGGACAAAGGAUGCAGCGGCCAUACGCGCGGAUGACUGGCUGAAGUUCCUCUGGAGGAUUUGGGCGGAAGACAAGCCUGUUGCCCGUCGAGCUUGGCUACGUGCAGUUGCCACGAACAUAGUUCCCACCAAUUUAUGCUCUAAAGUACUGGACUGUUUGAGUUGGAGGUUUGAGAAGUCUUAGCUUGCCUACCAAAACUGUGCGUUUGCUCUAAUGACGACG